UGCAGGUUCACUGCUAGUACAUUGCUAGAUUCCGAGUAGUAGGCAUAGUACAUAACUGUAAGUGAAAUGAGGUGAACGACUGGCAUGACGGCCACGCGAGCUUGACAGGCGCGAGGCGACUUCACGACGACUCGUUUUCAAUUCUAGAAACUCCAAGCGUUUAUAUGUUCUCUGGAGGUCUACAGUCUGAUCGACGACACGAGACGAUCGAUGAAGUAACUGUUCGCUACGAGUACCAGUACUCUAAUAUCCACAAUCACUACAGUCGGCAGCAAUAAAGCGGAAAAGGAACGGUUCGGUUCACAGCGCCUCAUAACCGAGCAGCUUGAUCACCGUCCACACUACCAAAAAAUAUGGCUGCUUCCACGGAUCCUCCGGCCCUUCCAGUCGAGGGUGUGCUCUGGGUGACGACGAGUAUCAUGAACAAAGCACUGUCCCCAUCUGUCCUCGACACCUGGUACGACGAGCACAAGGACGACGUACUCAACUGUCCUGGCAACGGCGGCCUCUUUCUGCGGUACAAGAAUAUAGAUCAAACCUCCGAUGCAUACGUCGACCCUGGCUUCGGCGAUCGAAUCAACAACAAUAAUCAAGUCAACCCCGACGCGUCGGAGAAAAGUAUCGCUGCCGUGCAAUGGCCAUACCUUGCCCUGGUCAAGUUGAGCGAUUUGAACUGGUUGACGAGCCAACAAUUCCUCGACAUGCCCAGAGUCUCCAAGGUCUUGCCGCCCGAAGCGGAUGGGUCCAUGGGCAGCGCAUUUAGCUGCUGGCAUGCCGGGCUGCGGAGCUAUGAGACGAUCGCUAGGGAGGUAGCCAAUGAUAAGGACAGCAGCAGCAGGCCGAAAUACCUUUUGAGCGUGCAGACUCGCAACGCGGACGACGCGACAUGGGCCGCCCUCGAUAGCAAAUACACCACCUUACCUGGGUUCCGAGGUUCUGUCAAAUAUAGGAACGUCAACGGCCUGUUGGAGUAUCAGGAACCUGGAGCAUUGCCGCUUGGCCUGGCCAUCUACGAGUUUGACGGCGAACAGCCUCCGUCUCCGCCGACAACGGACGUGCAGGGUGUUGUCAGAUUGGAUGUGUGGAAGUUGACACUGGAGGCAGGUGACUUGUCGCUCUGUUUGUAAAUAGAUCCUGGGGCCAAUUUUCUAAACCAAUGAUAGCGUAUGAUAUGACAAUGGACUUGUUAGAACAAUUCUGUCGGCAAAUUCAUCUCCUGGGACAAGGAGUGAUAUCUUCCAAAUGAAGUGGGAGAACCAUCCACUGAAAAAUG
Exophiala dermatitidis NIH/UT8656 is the source of this 1273-nucleotide messenger RNA. RefSeq lists its product as uncharacterized. The transcript has a single exon. The coding region runs from base 354 to 1127 and encodes 257 amino acids. The record is from RefSeq and is a predicted model, not a curated record. NCBI's taxonomy places the organism in Eukaryota, Fungi, Ascomycota, Eurotiomycetes, Chaetothyriales, Herpotrichiellaceae.